Molecule: messenger RNA, 2792 nt
Organism: Drosophila elegans
Lineage: Eukaryota; Metazoa; Arthropoda; Insecta; Diptera; Drosophilidae
Product: protein croquemort
Exons: 4
Coding region: 9-1505 (498 amino acids)
Cellular component (GO): cytoplasm; membrane
Molecular function (GO): scavenger receptor activity
Source: RefSeq, a predicted model, not a curated record
CGUUGGCGAUGUGUUGUAUUUGCUGCAGUGUUCGCCAGCAGAAGAUCUGGGUCUUUACCGUGGGAGGCCUGAUCCUAGCCUUGGGCGUUUUUCUGGUUUCUGCCUGGCCGGCUGUAUCCCGCCAUUGGAUUCGCAGUCUUCUGCCCUUGGCACCCAACUCCUUCAUCUACAGACGCUGGGUAACCACGCCAAUGCCACUGUACAGCACAAUUUACCUCUUCAACUGGACUAAUCCGGAGGAUUUGAACACCGAGGGCGUUAAGCCCAACUUUGAACAGCUGGGACCGUACACGUUCAGUGACUUCAAGGUCAAGGAAGAUCUGGAGUGGAACCAGCCCGAGGUGACUUAUUUUGGCAAACGCACCUGGCACUUUCUUCCCGAAAAAUCAAAUGGCUCUCUGGAUGAUGUGGUUGUGGCCCCACACUUUCCCUCUUUGACAGCUGCCUUCUACGCGCGCCCCAUGCGCCGCGUCCUGCGCAAGGUCAUGAACUUUGCCCUCAAUCGCGAGGGUGGCGCCACCCACAUGACCCACACAGCUGGUCAGUGGCUCUUCGACGGCUACUACGACCAUCUGCUGGACUUUGUGGAGCAGCUGCAUUCGCCCUUGCUGCCGGUUUACAGCAACACCUUUGGCUGGUUCUACGAGCGGAAUAAUUCGAAGACGGCCGAGGGAAACUUAACGGUGCACACUGGUCGUGGAGACCUGAGCCAGUUGGGAGAUCUACUCCUGUGGAAUGGCCUAAACACAACCGGUUAUUAUCCCGGUGAAUGUGGCAAGGUCAAUGGCAGCACGGGCGAACUCUGGUCGCCGGACAGAAAGUGGAGCCAACCCACCUCCAUUUUCCUAUCCGAUGCAGCGCGUUACUUGAACCUUUUCCCCCGGCAAAACCUCACCAUCGAUGGCAUAGAUGUCUGGCGCUAUGAGUCCACCAAUCUCACCCUCGACAAUGGCCAGUUGUCGCCGGACACUAAGUGCUUUUGCCUCGAGAAUCGCGAGUGUCCCCGCAACGGAGUCCUGGAUUACGGGCCACCGGCCUUCGACGGUCCGUUCUACAUGUCGCAUCCGCACUUUUACCUUACGGACGACCUGUACAGGGAGAACACCACGGGACUAAGGCCCGAGCAGUUCGAACACGGCAUGUUUGUGAUAAUGGAGCCCACACUGGGCAUUCCUUUGAACGUGAGAGGACAGCUCAUGAUUAGCACGAGAGUGGUGCGGGAUGAGGCCAUUGACUUGUUCAAGGAUGUAGCCUAUGAUCACUAUGCGCCCCUUUUUACCAUGAGAAUGCAUGCAGAAUUAGAUGAUAGCCUCAAAAGUUUACUAAAGCUUGGCUUAAAUGCUGCUAUUAUUGGUAUAUACGCUGGAAUCGGAUUACUUCUUUUAGGACUAACAUUGGUCACAGUAGGCUUGUUUGUCACAAAGAACCACAAGUGGUUCAACGAAAAAAAUUCCGAGGGCUAUCGUAAAGAAGAAAUGGAACACAAACAAGAAAAACGCACUUGAAACCGAUAAGACUGUUAACGCCAACAAAGCAAUAAUCUCGUUAAUCACAGGGCAAAUUUCGUCAUUGUUUAAGGCCAUAAUCAGUCCGAGAACUUUAAGGCCGGGCCAUAAAAAAUGCAAAUUACGUGCCCGGCUGGAUUAUCCAAUUUCGUUCAGGUGUUGCCCAGCUGCAGGCAUCUAGAAUUACACUAAAUUAUGGCCUUUCAAAUAUGCUAAAAUUUAUUAAUAUGUUAAUAAUUGUUUUUUACUGUUCGUUCAGGCCAUGCAAAGAAGUAGGGGAAAUAUCCUUAGGCACGUAAGUUGCAUACUUUAUGGCGUACGAACUCUUUCACCAGCCAGAGCCGGCAAAUACUGAACUGGAAAUUUGAAAAAUGCCAAAAGAAUAUUAUAAGCGGCUAAUUUAUAUGCACCAAGCACGCAAACUUACGUUUUGCACACACAUUGUUUGUGGCCCACGAAGGGCGAAGGAACAAGUUAAACAAUGUAUGAAAAUAUGAAAAUUAUAUGACUGCCAGUAUGUGUCGGCCAUAACUUUAACAAAAUCUGUGUGAGGGUGAGCAUUCUGGAGUAAUAAAAUACAUUGUUAAGUAAUGACUAGAAAUAUAAACAAAUAUGGAAUGUAGUAAAAAGCACUAAAGUAAAUAAAAAUAAUGCAAACAAAGUACAGCACACAUUUAUCAUUUAAUCUUGGAUUCAGCUUUUUAGCAUUCCCAAUGUAAAUGUAAUUUACUGUAAAACACCUUUAAAAACAGUCACAAACCUGAUUACUGUUUACAUUUUAUAAACACCUUGCAAAAACUAUUAAAUUGACAUAUUUUUAAUCAUUUGCUAAAAGUCAACGUACAAGACAUACUUGCUUUUGAUAAAAAAUCAUGUUAGCACAACAUACUUCAUUUUUUCAAUCGUAAAACAUGCUGAAUUUCAUGGCUGCUUUAAUUGACAAAUUUAAUCUUGACAAAUUGCCAAAGGCUGGUCAAAUAAAAUGAUUCCAACAUAUUUAUUAAAAUUAAUUUUACAGAAAGCUCAGUUUAUCAUUUCCGUGUUCAGUUUUCUUUCUUUAGUUUUUCUUCAUCAUUUGAUUUACGGCCAAGCUUCCCAAAUGUAUUAUUUAUUUACGAAUAUUUAAAAGACUUUCCCAAUAAAGCUUCAUUUAUUUCUAUCUGACACAUUUUCUUUUGACACUGAAUGGCAGAUAAGAGUUAUUUUCUCAGAGUAAUGUUUCAACUCAGUUUAUAAUUCUUUGGCUGGCCAGUGACUUUUCAAGGGUUGGCUAUAAGCUAUUCCAUU